Rhopalosiphum maidis (corn leaf aphid) is the source of this 3864-nucleotide messenger RNA. RefSeq names its product arylsulfatase B-like. The coding region runs from base 630 to 2336 and encodes 568 amino acids. The record is from RefSeq and is a predicted model, not a curated record. The transcript is spliced from 8 exons. NCBI's taxonomy places the organism in Eukaryota, Metazoa, Arthropoda, Insecta, Hemiptera, Aphididae.
ACAAGCGCUCCGGUCGUGUCCGUUUACAUUUCGCGAGUCUUCCGGGUAUAUUCGAAAUAAUUCAACGCGCGCAUAUAUGUAGGUAACAAAUAAUGUUAUUUCCAUUUGCAAGCAUAAUAUUGUGAUAAAAUAUAUUAUACUUACUGAAAUAUAAUCGAGAUACCCGCGAAUCGCGCUACACCGUGUAAAUCGUGCCGAAACAUUUAAUAUACGCACACACACACACACACACACACACACACACACAUAUAUAUAUAUAUAUAUAUAUAUAUAUUGCAUAGGUGUAUAAUACCCACGUCGAAUAGUCUGUGAAAAGGUAUAAUAUCACAACAAUAUAAUAAUAUUUAUCGGCGGCACACUUUGCCGACGGUAGCCGCAGUAGCGAUUUUUCUUUUCCGUCCAUACGCGAAUUAGGGCACAUAUAUAGGAAAAAAAGAAGAGGGAAAACCCGUUGUUUUUUGACGUUAUAUCAAUAUUAUUAUUUUAUUCACUCCACCGCCGUCGCCGUUCGGAAAACCGAUCUUAGCUAGGCCGCCAUAAUCGCGUUCGAUAUCUAAACACAUUCGCUCAAAUUUCGUCGUAGUCACUCGCACAGUCGCCGUCACCGCCGCCCACACGCUUGAGGACUCAUGGAAGUUACACGGUCGUCACUGUGGUUCCUGGUCGCGUUGGCCGCCGUCUUGCAACCAGCCCGACCUCAGACUUCCAAGCCGAACAUCGUUUUCAUUUUGGCCGACGAUUUGGGAUGGAAUGACUUGAGUUUUCACGGUUCUGAUGAAAUCCCGACACCUAACAUUGAUGCGCUGGCAUUCAACGGUGUUGUGCUAAACAAUUUAUACACUCAACCGGUAUGCACGCCGUCUCGAGUGGCACUGAUGACUGGAAAGUAUCCCAUUAAAUUAGGUAUGCAAGGUCCACCAACAUAUGGCGCCGAACCAAAUGGCUUACCGCUGUCUGAGAAACUAUUACCGGAAUACCUCAGAGAAUUGGGAUACACGACUCGAGCUAUAGGAAAAUGGCACUUGGGUUUCUACAAACAGGCCUAUACGCCUACACGACGAGGUUUCGACUCGCACUUUGGUUAUUACACAGGAUACGUCAGUUAUUACGAUUACAUACUUCAAGACGUCUACCAGAAUUUUGGCGAGUUCCACGGGUUUGACAUGCGACGAAACGACACUAUCGCCUGGGACGUGGCCGGAAAGUACGCCACUGACGUAUUUACCGACGAAGCUGUGCGAUUGAUCAAAGAACAACCAGCCGACCGGCCUCUGUUCAUGUAUUUAGCGCACGUGGCCGUGCACACGGGCAACAGGGGUAAGAAUUUGGAGGCACCUCAGUCCGAAAUCAACAAGUUUAAUCACAUUUUGGAUCCAAACCGCCGAACUUACGCAGCUAUGGUAUCCAAACUAGACGAGUCUGUGGGUCGAGUAGUGGAGGCGCUAACGGAAAAAAAAAUGUUGCAAAACACUAUUAUCGUGUUCAUGUCAGACAACGGGUCGCCGUCAUUCGACAGUUCUGGUCGAGGUUUCGGACCCAACGUCGGUGUAACAGCCAACUGGGGUUCCAAUUUCCCAUACAGAGGUAUAAAGAACACAUUAUGGGAAGGUGGCGUUAAGAGCGCGUCUUUUAUCUGGGCUCCACAAUUCCAGGAAAAUCCUCGAGUUUCCAAACAACUCAUGCACAUAACUGAUUGGUUGCCGACGUUAUACUCGGCUGCAGGCGGAAAUGCUGGAUUUUUACCAAAAAAUCUAGACGGAUACGAUCAAUGGACAUCUCUCACAUUAAAUUUACCAUCGCUUCGUAAUUUCGUUUUACUCAAUAUAGACGAAAAACAGCGUUACGCGGGUAUUCUCAAAGACAACUGGAAAUUAAUUGUCGGUUCGACGGCGAACGGGUCACUGGACGGGUUCUUCGGGGCGACCAGACCGCGGACCCCGUACAACGCGACCGCCGUGCUGUACAGCCCGGCCGGCCGCGCGCUCGCCCGGCUGUCCAACUCGCUGCCGUUCGCCACCGGCGGCACCGCGUGGCCGAUGAGCGGCGUCCGCGACCUGCUGGCCAUGCGGUACGAGUCGACGGUCCGGUGCAACCCGUCGCCCGAGGGACCGCGGGCCCGGUCGCCGUGCCCGGCCGGCGAGGCGUGCUUGUUCGACCUGGUGGCCGACCCGUGCGAGACCAACAACGUGGCCAAGAAAUACGUGACGGUCAGCGGUCAGCUGUACGAGGCGCUCAAGUACUACAGGCGGCUGCUGGUGCCGCAGACCAACCGGCCGUUUGACCCGGCCGCCAACCCGGCCCGGUUCAACAACACGUGGUCCACCUGGAUGUACUGAUGACCGUCGCUGUAAAUGUGCAUCACUAUAUAGGCGUACUUAGUAUACGUAUUCCCCGCACAGAUUCUUCUGAAAAAUAAUUCCGGUAAAUCCACUUGAGAAUAUACGCAUUAAACGCGAAAAAUAAUGGUCAUUAGACGCAUCGAUAUUUUAAAGUCUCUUAUAUUGUAAAUCGGACGAAAAGCCCAUAUUCUGUACGUUCGUGUUUAGUCGACGGUCGUAAUAAUAAUUGUACGUGUUCGUGUAGGUCCUUGUAAAUUAUUAAAACAUCAAAUGUCCCUUUGUGAAUUCAUUCGCCUGCAUAGCGCUCGCGGCAUGUUUUUUAACGUGAUUCGCCGACUACUCUUUAAAUCUUCCUGAUAUCUCCCCAAAAAAAAUAUUAAUAAUAUUCUUUAAAUUUGGUACCACAAUUUUAUAGUACAUAAACUACAAGCAUAUAAUAUGUAUAUAUAUAUAAGUAUCUACACUCGAUUGCCAAAACUAAAUCCCCUGUAGCGACCCAUAUGAUGGGUUGAAAAAAGAAGCUUAAGACGAUUAUUAACGUCCGCGAACAAACAAACCCGUCGACUAUUGAUUAAUGCACUGUACAGAAAAUGUGUCAUCCACUUCGUAUUUUUGGUGUCUAUUUAGUAUCUUGACCUUUUGAAACUUUUCGGGGAAAUAAUAAGUGCGUAUAGUGUUUACUUUUGAGCAUUGUAUAGUUAAGUAUUUCUAUAUAGGCUCUCGUUCACGUACGAGUAGUUGUAAUUAUUAAGUAUAUAUUUUUAUUUUUUAUAAUUUAUUAAUUAAUAUUAUUACACGUCCCUAUUUAUUGUACAUGCUGUAUGUCGGAUGAAUUUAGUAAUAAUACUUUUGAAUGUUUAUAUUGUUGUGUAACUUUAUAUAAAUAGUUAUAGGUACUAUCAAACGAAAGACAGAACGUAAAAUUGUAUUUUGUCGUUCAAUUUUGUAUAAUUUUUCAAUUAUUUAUUGAGAACUGUUUUCUUUGUAUUUUCAUUAUUUUUUAGGUUACUUAGUUGACAUUUUAUAUUUGAUGAUAAAUACCUAUGUGCCUAUAUACACGUUUAUAUAUAACUGAUAAACAGAUAGAUAGAUGCUUCGAGACUGCAGACUAUAAUAAUUACAAUAUAAUGUCUAUACAUAAUAUAUAUUAAUAAUUGCAUGCUAUGUUAUAAAUUUUACAAUUACACAUAUUAAAUAUUAUUAUUAUUUUUUAAUUAGGGAUAGAGGCAUUAACCACUAGGUCGUUAGCCUAUUAAGUUCAGGCCACUAUGCUCGUUCAUAAAUUAUUCAUACGCAAUAGCCUUAUUAAUGCCUGUAAUUUUGCAAAUAUUGCACUAAUGUUAAUAUAAUUAACACUAUGAUCUAAACUUUAGAUUCUAAACUGUGUGGAUCUUGGCUCGAUAUAUUUUAAUUAUUCUUUUUUAAUAUAACUAUUUUACUUUUGAUUUAAUGUUUCGUUCAAGUAUAGGUAAUUAUUUUAAGCGUAAUAACAUUAUUUUUUUUUUUAAAGAACUGACAAAUUUAA